This is a messenger RNA of Exaiptasia diaphana, 933 nucleotides long. Its product is annotated as vitamin K-dependent gamma-carboxylase-like. The annotation marks the transcript as partial. Lineage: Eukaryota; Metazoa; Cnidaria; Anthozoa; Actiniaria; Aiptasiidae. The record is from RefSeq and is a predicted model, not a curated record. Gene Ontology annotation, biological process: peptidyl-glutamic acid carboxylation. Gene Ontology annotation, molecular function: gamma-glutamyl carboxylase activity; vitamin binding. The transcript has a single exon.
AUUCGACGUAAAACCACUCAUCGCUGGCACAUCGGGAUUCUAAAAUUCCAGCUGGCCAUGGUCUAUAUUUUUGCUGGAAUAGCAAAACUUAACAGUGAUUGGUUGUUUGAUGCCCAACCUUUAUCCAUUUGGCUACAGGCACAUCAUCACAUUCCGUUUUUUGGUCAAUACCUCGAAGAAAAAUGGGUAGCCUAUGCCUUUAGUUGGUUCGGUUGCAUCUAUGACCUGUUCAUUGUCUUCUUUUUAUUGAGUCAUCGCUUGCGAAAAUUUGCCUAUUUAUUCGUGGUUAGCUUUCAUAUCAUUACAUGGUGGCUCUUCCCGAUUGGCGUAUUCCCAUGGGUGAUGAUUUUCUCGACAUUAAUCUUCUUUUCCAGUGAUUUUCAUGAACGCAUUUUAGGUGUUUUUAAGUCAUUUUUCCCGAAAAGAUCGAGCAAACUUUUUCCAGUUCUUAAACCGGCAAGAUGGACCCGCUACUUUUUGGUGAUCUAUAUUUUCCUUCAAAUCAUGAUCCCUUUCCGAUACAUGAUGUACCCGGGAGACCUGUUCUGGAACCAAGAAGGCUUUCGAUUCUCUUGGCGCGUGAUGUUAAUGCACAAAGAAGGACAUGCUACAUUUUAUGUUCGAGAUGCGGAGACUGGUCGGGAAUCAGAAAUCAAUAAUGCGAAGUUUCUGACACGCACACAGGAAGAUCAAAUGGCUACUCAACCGGAUAUGAUUCUUCAGUAUGCUCAAAUUCUAAAAGACUAUUACGACGGUCGGAAAUUGCAUUACGGAGAUCAGAAAUUUGAACUUAAGAAUCCUUCCAUUCAUGCAGAAAUUUACGUGAGUUUGAACGGAAGACCGUCACAACUUUUCGUGGCAAAAAAACAUGACUUAUCUUUGUUGCCCUAUAAUUUAAAACAUAGAGAAUGGAUUGAACCGUUCACCCCAUGA